UCCAAACCCAAAUUCCAUUCCAACUUCCUAAAAAACAUUUCGAUUCCGUCCAAUAAUACUACUACCCACAAUUAUCCAUUGUCUUCUUCUGCCGCAUGAAGAAGCAAUUCAGUCAAUCACAUCUUUUGUUUUCAGUACACUGACUUCAUCAACACCUUCUUUCUCAUGAAUCAUCAGGUUGAAGACGACUCUUUUUACCAUUCUUUAGGGGAAGAAGCAAGUGAUGUUGACUGUCUGCUUGUAGAACCACGGUCUGACCAAGUUUCUGUGAGUGGCGUAUGGUGUUACGAAGAAGAUAACCGCGCAAAAUGCAUAAAAACUGAAAAUGCUCCCUACAAUUUAGGUGUCCCGGAUUCAAAUCGAAACAUGGAAGGUGUAGAUAUGACAAUUCGUAAUGCAUUUGAUGUUUUGCCACAUGAAGUUGGAGUGAAUAAUCUUCUAACAACAAACGUCUCUCAUUCUGAUGAUUAUCUUUUAGAUAUUGGAUUUGAUCAUGGUGCUUUUAUAGGCUAUGUUUCCAACGAAGGUUUGCACACCAGGAACACUCAGUUUCCGAUGAAGGGUAGUUUCGACGUACAAAAUUCAUUAACCGAAAACAUUUUAGGAAUCGAAUAUCAAAAUUACUUAAUUAGCAACUGUAUAUUCGGAACAUCAACUAAUCCAUCCGAACCAAAAGGACUAGACCGAUUCGAAGACUUUUCAAAUUCUUUCGUUGACCAAGAAAAUAAUAACCAAGAGAUAUUCCUACCUCAAUUUUCACAAAACGAGACGGAAGUAACCCCGUUUUGUAAAGACGGGCCCACAAGCACGAGCUCUGUUGAAGAUCAUGGUGGUGUUGGGGAACUUACGCUCAAAAGAUCGCGUAAGCCUACAAAACGAUACAUUGAUGAGUCAUCAAUGCUGAGUUUAAACAAUUCUAAGAAGAGAAGAGAAGCUUCUUGCGGGUCAAAAGUCAAACCAUCAGGGGUUCGGCGUGUAAAAAGUCAAAGUGAGGUCAAACCUAAAGAAAAAAUGCUGCCGGCUGCAGUUUCUUUUGAUAAAGCUAUUCAAGUGCCAUUUAGUUCUCAUGUACCAACCGAAUGUCGGAAAAACAAUUCACCAGCUAAAGUAAGCAAAAAUGCACUCUGCAUUUCCAGGAAAAGCUUUGAACGGGUUCAGAUUGAAAAGCACAUUGAGAACUAUUCAAGUGAGCCAGAAGAUGAUUCCGAGACGAUGACGAGGUCUGUGACAGGUGGCAAUCAGAGGAAGCAUCAUAGAGUGUGGACUGUUUCGGAAGUAAAGAAGUUGUUAGACGGUGUUGCUCAUUUCGGCGUAGGAAAAUGGACUCAUAUCAAGAAAUCCCUUUUUUCAUCGUCAGCUCAUCGAACACCAGUGGAUUUGAAGGACAAAUGGCGAAAUCUUUUAAAGGCAAGUCAUGCACUAAAAGGGAGUAGAACAGAGGAUGAUCAGAAACGAAGCCAGUCAUGGCGACCUUUGCCAAAGUCGGUCUUGAGUCGUGUGAGAGAAUUGGCGUCGGUUUAUCCGUACCGACAAGAAAGCAGCCCAAAGAGUUCUAAAUCAAAAUUCCAACAUAAUUCAUCUCCUGGUAGAGUCAAAAGCCCUGUUUAAAAGAGCUUGUGUAUAGAAAUGAAUAUUUGACUUUGAUUUGAACAUGUUAUACUUGAUGAGAAAGAUAUUAGUCUGUGAUUUUGAUUACUUGGAAAUAUGAUGCAUAUUAUCAUAUGUUUUUGCGUAGAAGUCGAUUGAUUUUUA
Molecule: messenger RNA, 1752 nt
Organism: Helianthus annuus (common sunflower)
Lineage: Eukaryota; Viridiplantae; Streptophyta; Magnoliopsida; Asterales; Asteraceae
Exons: 8
Coding region: 166-1608 (480 amino acids)
Source: RefSeq, a predicted model, not a curated record